Molecule: messenger RNA, 2691 nt
Organism: Indicator indicator
Lineage: Eukaryota; Metazoa; Chordata; Aves; Piciformes; Indicatoridae
Product: meiosis-specific coiled-coil domain-containing protein MEIOC-like
Exons: 7
Coding region: 1-2691 (896 amino acids)
Biological process (GO): mRNA stabilization; meiotic cell cycle; female meiosis I
Cellular component (GO): nucleus; cytoplasm
Source: RefSeq, a predicted model, not a curated record
AUGGUCAAACAAAGUGCCACCUCUGGUUGUUACUACUCACAGGUUAAUAGCAAGACACAAAAAAUGGAUGCUCAGUUAUUUUCCCCAUUGCUGGGGGGAAUCAGUAGCACGCCGCCUCCACUGGAAUCAUCCCGGCUCUAUAGUGACUGGGCAGCACGUGAAGAGGAGAUUAGCUCCAAAACUUCCUUUCAAGACUGCACAAAGAAACGGGCACCAAUUAGUCUGUCUUAUUCUGGCAAUGCCCCUGAUAUGUUUGGGUUAGUUUCAAGCAUUUUAGAGGAGCCAAGCAGGCCAGAACCAGUUACAGAUUGGAAUUCUCUUUCAAGAUUGUUUCCCCCAAUAUGGGCACCUGAUCUUGGAAGCAAUGGUGAAUUCUCAGGGCUAUCUUCUAAGCACUCUAGUGAAAGUAAAGAUUUUUCAAACCUGUUGGGCACACAGAGCUACUAUCAGGAACACCCGCAGAAGUCUCAUGAUGUGGAUAUGUUGCACAGAGGUUUGGAAGAUCUUCAUCUCAUAGAGUCUUGGCUUUCCCCAUCUGGUACUUGCACUCAGCCUGAUCAUAUUCUGAAGAACAGUUAUCCUGACAAUUCCUCUUUGCUAAAUAACAACAUGAUUCACCAGGAAGGGUUUUCAUGUCAAAAUGCAGACUAUAAUCAGCACCUGUGCAGUUAUGACCACGUGAGCUUAAAUGGAGACAAUGAAAAAGUGGCUUCCAACUUUAGCAUUUUUUCUUCUCAGAACACGAUGAAAGGUGGCACUAGCAUUCAGAAAGAGUACUGGAAAAUUGAAAGAACAAAAGGCAAAGCUCUGAAAAAUGGUGCUCAAGAACAAACAAAGUAUUCCUGCGAUCUUCCCAAUCAGCCUGGUGAUAAUUCUUGGGAUAAAGCAACCCAGGACAACCACUUCUUCUCUAAAAGAUAUGAAAACUUUACAGCUGCACGUAAGCUGCAGCCAUUAGUUCAUCCCUCUCUGUAUUUUUUCAAUCAGCCCUCUAAAGAAAACACUUUUACUGGAGGGACAAGCAGAAAGCCCCAGGAAACCCACGUGCAGAAUGGUCAGCGCAGCUUUACUGUGGGCGAUGCUUUUAAUAACAAUGAAUGUAAGGUCCAGGUUAGUCCUAAAGAAUGCUCUCCUCAAGUACCUGAGUAUGAUUUCUCUGCAAAAAAUGUUAUGCAAAGUGGGAAUUAUUCAUCAUACCAGGGACGUGUCUGGCUGGAGGGGAAAAUGGCAACUCUGGCUGCUGCUUCGGAUAGCACCUAUGGAAAGCAAGUGGUGACAAGUUCACAGUCAUCCUCAGGGGUUUCUACCAUGUCCAGUGGCUCUCCCACCCAUCAGUCUAUAACACAGUCAUCCUACUACUCACAGAUAUUACCUGUCCUCCCUCCAAGGAAAGAUGGAAGGUUGCAAAUACCAAAUGGUGUUUCUAAUAAUUCAGGAGUUCCAAAUUUCACCUCAGAAACUCAGAAGCACCUGAGACCCUUUGGGCAGCCCCAGCACAACUCACUGACACAUAAGGGGGGGCAGCACCGUAAAUUCCCCAUCAGUUUUUCACCUGAGUGGUUAACACAGCAGAAUGCUCUAAGUGAAGACUUGGAAAAAUACCACAGGUUUGCAAAAAAGGAGACCCCAGAAAAUAAUAACAAAGAUGAUAGAAGAGGUAGAAGGAGUUGGGUUCCCCAGUUUGGGUGUACAGCCCCCAACAGGCAGCAGUCCAAUGUGUUCCGCAAAAAGCAGGAGCAGAGCGGUGGUAGCAUGUCAGACUUCAUCAAUCCCUCUUUCCUCCCUUCUUUCCCGUUAAUGUCUGAUUUUAAACAAAAUCCCAAGUUUCCCCCAUUUAACCACCACCUGUUUUCAUCAGCAAAUAAUUUUGGUUUUCCCCCAUCACCGUUUCCCUUCUCGGAACUUGUUGAUCUUUUUCGUUACGAUGACUUUAACCACUUGGGUCCCUUCAUCAGCGAUCUCUUUGGUGGGGAAAUAGCUGCUCCAUACUUUGCCUUUCCAACACCACUGAGCAAGUACAGACCUCCACGGAAUCGCAGUGGGCCUGCCAAUGAGCUCCACCUCCAACUGGAGGAGUGCUAUGAGCAGUGGAGAGCUUUGGAAAAGGAGAGAAAGAAGACUGAAGCUGACCUUGCAAGAAGCUUCCCAGGGAAGCGUGUGUCAAGCUCAAACAACACUCCUGUGGCCCGGCUGCCUGCGAACCCAUCCCGAGUCGAUCGCUUGAUUGUCGACCAGUUACGGGAGCAAGCCAGGGUGCUCACAUUGAUAGGGAGGAUGGAAAAGCUUUCUGGGACCACUAUGCACGGGAACAUUUCCACCACACUGCAGCACCACAUGGAAGCCAUUCAGGUGACGCAGGCCAGGCGCAAGGAUGAGAUCAUUAACGCUGCUAAUCCACAGAGACAAGGAGCACCACGUUACAGUAAUGAGAAAGGUGUCCUGGCUCUGGCAGCUGCCAUCAGGGAUCUGACUGGCACCACACGCAAGGCUCGCACCGCGUUGUGGUGUGCCCUGCAGAUGGCCCUGCCGAAAAACUCUUCAAGCCCUCCCGUGAAACAGGAAGGUGUGGAAAGGGCUUUGCAAGAGCUUUCUCCUCCAAACACAAGCACACAAGAAAAAAGCUGCAUGGAGCAUGAAAACAAAGGAAGCAAAGAAGAAAAACCUGAGGAACCCGUGAAGACUCUGGAAUAA